Drosophila novamexicana is the source of this 2226-nucleotide messenger RNA. RefSeq lists its product as uncharacterized. The record is from RefSeq and is a predicted model, not a curated record. Bases 241 to 1074 code for a protein of 277 amino acids. Gene Ontology annotation, cellular component: membrane. The transcript has 2 exons. Lineage: Eukaryota; Metazoa; Arthropoda; Insecta; Diptera; Drosophilidae. Gene Ontology annotation, biological process: regulation of cell differentiation.
AAGUGAGUACAAUUCAUAAAUAAAAAUCUUGUUUUUGACAAAUUGCAUCUGACAACGUCAAUAUGACAGGUGCCUUAUAUGCAUACAAUUAUUAACAAACUGAAGCUAUCUUUGCAAUGACUGCAAAAGACAUUUGAUAGAUUUAUGACUGCAUUAUCUGCGCUUAGCCCAGCAUGCAGCACAUCUCAUCCCGAGCUUUAAGACACAGAACACAAUACAUGAAAUUUACUUUCAGAGCAAAUGCUAUGGAACCGCUGGGCCGAGGAAUGGGUUAUACUAUAUGAUGACUCCACCAUGGCCUGGUUUACGGAGCCAGGACGUUCAUCGCCAUCUGGCAAGAUAUUGGUCAAGGAGGCGCCCGAGAUGCUGGCCAUUGCACACUGGACCGGCCAGAUACCGCGUCGUCCCCCAUUGCCCGAUGGCGUCAGCGUGUCACAGCUAAUUGCGCUUGGGUCACGUCGCAAGCGCUCCAAGGUCUACUGGAUGCUGGCCAAGUCUGAGCACGAGGUAAGCGACUGGAUUGACGCCAUAACUAAAACUUUGCCGCCGCCACCGCAAAUCGAAUUGGUCGUGGAUAAGCCGCAACUAAUGAAUGUGUUGCGGCGUCCGCUUGUGCGUAUAAGACCGGCCACCAACUCCGAGGUAAAGAAGCGCAAGUCGGCGGCCCAUAGCACCAGCAGACAUCAUCGCAGCUCCUCGGCGGCCUUAACCACACAGCGCACGCUGUACAAUCAGAAUCCAUUGAUCAAGAGCGAUGCCGCCGUGGCCAUACUGAGCAAAAAGGCGGACUCCAAGGCAUCGCUCGCUUGCGCACUGCCCUGGGGUCAUGGCUGGGGCUGGGCCACGCUGCCCAAUGGCGUCUGGAGUGGCGGUCUCACCUGGUCGCAGUGUGAAGACACAUUCACCCUUCAUGCACUGCCAACAACUCACUGCACCAAUCUAAUCGACAAUUCGUGCAGUGGCGCCGUCUACCACACGGACAUUGGCGGCUUUGAUUUUCACUCCACGGGCAUCGAUGAUGUGGGCGGUGAGGACUUUGACUAUGCCAUGGACUGUGGCGAUUUCAUAUUUUAAAUUCAGCAACAAUAAGCUCCCACCUCAUGCCACCCACACACAAAUACUCACACACAGGUAACCAGGCCGAGCAGCAGUCGAACCCACCCAAAAAACGCGUGAGGCGGAUUAAGAAUGAACACAAAAUUCUAGCAAAAACAAAAAUUAUUGCAACUUGUUGUUGCAAAAACAAAACAGUUCGAAGAAAUUAGUGAUUAACGCUGUCAUAGAAUCAUCCAUGCCUAGUUGUCCUUUUGUGUCAGGCGCUGCAAGUGGCACAGGUCUUCAUGCAUGCACACACACACAUGCAGACAUUUCCAUACAUAUUCCUGCGUGGAGGCAGGGUCACGUUGAGUAUACGCAUCAUGGUGCAGCUGCAUGUAUGUGUAUCGAGGGUCUGCAUGUUUGUGUUGACUGCGUGUUUUGUAUUUUUAAUUGUGUUUGGUGUUUCUGUCUGUGUAUGUGUUUGUUGUUAGUGUGCCAAUUACGUAUAAAAUCCAAUUAAGAAGUUAAGCUGCAACAUGCGAGUGUAACACAUUGAAUUAAUUCCAGAGAUGACAAUUUAUCGAAAAUUAUGUAUAUCCAAUAAACUGCACAUUACACACAGUUCACACACACAUACACUUAGAUGCACAGCAACAUCCACAGAACGACAGCAAGAAUGUCUUGACGUGCACCUGAAAGCAGGCAACAUAUUUUGCAUAGUAAGGGACAACAACAAAUUAUUAUGGUAUUAAGCAUCUUUUUAUGAAUUUUAUAAAAAUUCCCCCCGAACAUUUUCGAUGCCGAAGAUCGCAAUUGUAGCGUGUGCAAUUUUUAAACAAUUUUUUAGCGCAGCUAAUUUAGCGAAAUUGAAAAAUUGUCAUUUGUAAUUGUGUAGAACAUGCUGGCUAUGUUCACAUACGGCAUUUUUAUAGAUUAGUAUGUAGUGGAGACGAGUUUUGCCAUUGAGUUGAGAAUGGCCCAAACCAAGCAAGAGGAAAACCAGGUUAAUAACAAAUACACUUGAAUAUACAUAGUUCAGCCUAAUUAUAAUGCGCAUCGGUAAGCCCCAAGCACACCAAGACAGGUCAGUUAUUAGAAACUGAAAUACACAAAAACCCACCCGUACUGAUAAAGUAAAGUUUAUGAAAUAAACAACUUACACUAACCGCAAAUAUAUUUAAUAUGCUA